ACACUCUUCACCACCAAACAAACCAAAACAGAAAGAGAAAAAAAAUGACCCUAAAGCUGUGGCUUUGGCUCUCUCAAUCUAGCCAUGGCAUCAACAAUUACCCCCUCCACUUCUCCCCUUUGCUACUUCUACACUAGUCCCAUUUCAAGAUUUGCUUGCACCUUCAAAAUCAGAGCUUCAUCUUCAUCACCAACUACCAUGGCCGCCGCCUCCGCCGCCAAGGUAGUACCCGCCGUCAUAGUCGGCGGCGGAAGGGUCGGAAGGGCGUUGCAGGAAAUGGGAAACGGCGAUGAUGUUUUGGUGAGGAGAGGGGAGCCUGUGCCGUUGGAUUUUGCUGGGCCCAUAUUGGUUUGCACGAGGAACGAUGAUCUUGAAGCCGUUCUUCAAUCCACUCCUCAGUCUCGAUGGAACGAUUUGGUAUUCUUCCAGAAUGGAAUGCUGGAGCCGUGGUUUCAUAGUAAAGGUUUGGGUGAUGCAGACCAAGUUUUGGCAUACUUUGCCAUAUCAAAGCUUGGCGAACCUCCUAUUGACGGAAAAACAGAUACUAAUCCCGAAGGCUUGACUGCUGCUUUCGGGAAAUGGGCAUCUGCAGUGGCAGCAAGAUUACAUGCUGGAGGCCUUUCUUGCUAGGUAACGCAUGAGAUUUGUAUCAUAGAAGUAAUCAAGAACUCGAGACUAGGUUAUGGGCAGCAGUAAUGGCUUCAGUUUAGGAGUAACUAAGAAUAAUCUGACAGCUGUGUGUUUCAUGGAAGCCUAAGUUAUUUUGGAAGUUUCUCCCAAACCAAAACAUGAUGUUAGAUGCAUGUACAAUGAAUUGAACUAUGGAGUAUAUUGUUUGAUGAAAUGGAAAACAUAAUCCAAUUCUUUGGUGGA
Molecule: messenger RNA, 873 nt
Organism: Rhododendron vialii
Lineage: Eukaryota; Viridiplantae; Streptophyta; Magnoliopsida; Ericales; Ericaceae
Exons: 2
Coding region: 85-630 (181 amino acids)
Source: RefSeq, a predicted model, not a curated record